AUGUUCCCUAGACGAAAAACUAUACAAAUAUGAAAAUAAAUAAUUUAAAAAUAGGUUAGGUUAACUAAAUCGAAUAAACUGAUUUAAAAAAUAAUCUACAGUACAGCACUGUAGACCUAAUCUAGUGAGUAGGAAAUAAUGUAAACCCCUCUUCUAGUGUGUCGCGUCGCGUCGCGUAUGAGGCGAAUGAGUUUUAUGGAAGUUGCCAUAGCGCCGCAUCACUUUCAGUCUGCCUCCAUUCCAAUGCAGAGCUCCAGCCUCCUCCUCACUGCGGUACUGUACGUAAGCCGCAUGUCGCACACCCGAAUUAACUAGUUGUUUCCCUUCAACCUCGUCGCGGAUGGAAUAACUGAAUACUGCACUUUCGCCUUUAAAGAGAAAACCACAAAGCAACGCGUUUUGCUUGAGCUGCAGAGGUUCCUUUUUCAUAACCAGCUAUAUCAAGAGAUCUCAACCUGUAUUUCUUGACAUUAGCAUAGCCACGCCUCAAACUGACUGACAUGGGCAUUGAGAGUCAGGGCCCCACCCGCCCUCCAGGAAAUCUGACGCCAAAGCAGGUGAAGACAUUUCAGAAUGUGGAGCCAAAGGCACUGGGGUCCAUUCAGAUCAUUAUUGCUGUCUUGUGCUUGUGUCUGAGCGUCACCAUUCUUCAGCUCUAUGAAGAGGUCCACUUCUCUCCUGAUGUCAUCGUUGUGGUAGUGAUUGUUGCUCAGUUGCUUGUGUCUGGAUCAAUUUUAAUCCAUGCUGGAAGGUUCCCAUCACUCUUUUGGGUGAAAGCCACACUGGUUGCUCACCUGGUCAGUGCAGCGUUUUCCACUGCUGUUCUUGGGCUGCUGUCCCGUCACCUGCCUUACCGUCAGGACACUUACCACUGUGAGCACUGCAGGAGACUGGAGAUCUAUGCUGUGCAACAAUAUUGUUUCAGGAAGUGCACUUAUACUGUCGAGAGAAAUUGUAAACUCUUGAUUGAUGGCUUCUUGGCCACCUUGGUUCUGUUUCUGGUGGUGGAGUUGGCGAUCUGUAUUGUAACCAUUUUGUUUGGACUCAGUGCUCUGGCUAAAGCUGGCAUGAAGCUUCCUGGUUUUAGACAGCGUGAAGCUCCAUCUCAGUCUGAGGCGGUCACCCCUAGCCAACCUCAGGUGGAGGUGGUGGUCUCAGAGGUGGAGCCAAUGCCAGAGCGCAUGCCUGAACCUCUAUCUGAGCCAAUAGAAGAAAUCCCCAGUCCUCCCACUGAACCUCAAGUGGCCCCCAUUGACUCUUUAACAGACGUUUGACACUUCGUGCUCAUGUGAUCUGUAUGUAUAUUGUAAGUAGGGGGGCUUUGGUGAUCAGUGAGGUUUUAGCAGCAAUGGUUUUUAUAUUUUAGUGGUAUAUGAAAUCGACACGAUAGGGCUUUACGAUAUGUCAUUAUACUUAAAGGGAAGGUUCAACCAAAAAUGAAAAAUCUUCAUAAUUUUUCUUCCUUAUCAUUCCAAACCUUUAACACUUUCUUACAAUGAAAGUGGAUGGGCACCAGGGGUUGUCAAGCUCCACAACGGACAAAAAAAAAAAUCAAAAAUCAAUGAACUAUGUUCAAAGUUUUUUUUUCAAAGUCAUAUAGUUUUGAGUGAGUAACAGGCAUUUAUAUCAUUCAUUAAAAAUCAUGCUUGACUGCUGUGGUCACCAUUCACGUUCAUUGUUUGUAAAAGUGGAACAUUCUACUAUUAUUAUGUCCUUUUCUACAGAAGAAAAAUUUUUUUUUUUAAGUUCUGGGUUUCAAAAGGCAUAAAAGUGAAUGUUCAUUUUUGGGUGAACUAUUGCUUUAACAUUGCAUUACCUUUUCAUUACAUUACAUUAAAUUACUUAUAAAAAGCUGCAGAGAUCCUCUGUGUCUAUCAGCCGAGUGUUUGCAAAGCAGUACUCUACUCAUAUUCCUCAAAUAUUCAGGCUCAGCCCCUAACUCUAAUAUUAAAGGUGCUGUAUGUAAAUGUUUGACUGUACUAAAGCAUAAAAAUAUAAUAUGUUUGCAGAGAUUUAGGAUACAUGCUAAGUUCACAUACUUGUUUCUCUGAAAAACAAUGCUACAUCCAGUUAUUCUAAAUGUGCUUUCCAUGUCAGAAUGUCUGUUUUUGUUUUGGUCUGUGUGAUCCUGCCCACUGCCAAUUUACCCAAUAGGAUUAUUUCGAUACCCCAGGUUGCCAGUUGGUGGAAAACACAGCGUACUACAGUAAUGGAAGCCAGCAAAUGAACUGGGUCAGAGAACGCAGAUUCUAUCCGACCUAAAAAGUCUCAGCAUCCAUCUAAAAAGCUUGUAUUAGGCAUUAAAUCAACUUACAGCAUAAGAUCAUCGCCUUCGUUUGUCAAUUGCACUUGUUCCUGUUGUGUGUCCUCAAUCUAGAUUGAGGAGGUGGUGGGGGGAAACAAUUCUCUUUGAAUUUGGACAACAGAACCCAUUUUAACCGCUAGCUGUCAAUAUUACAUACUGCACCUUUAAGCAUCUACAGUAUAGUUCAUUUAUCCCGAACCACGAAUUUCAUCGCUUGUGUUAGCUAUUUUUGUUAACUUCCUUCCAUAAAAAAACAAAAACAAAACAAAAUUAAGGUACAAGUUUGAAAAUCUCCCAUUACAUGGUGAUUGACUCCAUAUGAACUCAUCAUAACAUUUGCAUACUGAUUUGUGAUUGGUCUUCUAUCUGAAUGAAAAUUGAAUUGUGAUUGGUGCAUGCUUGCAUUCUUUCUUGCAUAUAUAAUCAUUCAGAGCAUUUACACUGUACAGUGUAUGUUUAUUCUUUCAAUAGUAAAGCAGGUCUUAUGUAGCAUUUCAUUUACACUGAACCAAGUCUGUGUUUAGAUUUUAGACAUUGGUUGUGUGAAAUAAAUUUUACAGAGACUAAGUAAAAGUGUAACCCUAUUCAGGGUUUCCACAGACACAGGGAAUUUGUGAUUUCCCUGAAAAGUCAUGUACAAUAUUGUUUGUUUUGUGCAAUCUCUAUAAAAUGACUUUUAUAAAUUCUUAAUCUAACAAUCAACAACUGGAGAAGUAAUGGAAAUUCAGUGAUUGAAGGGCGUGGGAACCAGUCUUUUAGGGCUUUCGCAUCGAAUAGUUCUAGGAGUUCAGUUAUAGAAACUAGCCACUAGGAUAGUUCCCCGGGAAUUAAUUUUUCCCCCGGACCAUGUUCCUGGUUGCAUUCGCACCGGUAAUAGGAACUCUGAAGCGGCCGACAGUGGCGCCUUUAAGCGCGGCAUGGAGGAUGCCGUGAUCAGAGCUAUGUUUGUUGUGUGUCGUGGGUUUCGUGAUAAUGGAGAUGGAAUGUAAACUUAUAAUCUACAUGACGGAAAAAGCAAAAAGUGGGGCUAAGACACAAUCUCCUAUGACAUCUUUCAGUAUUGCAUAUCAUCGAGAACACAACCCUGCAGACAACAGGUAAAUGCCGUAGUUUACAUGUUUACACAGCUUUUUAAAAAUGCCAGGUUCUGGUGUUUGACAUGCGUUUGAUCAAUCAACGUACACUUACAUAACUGAUUUUUCCUAUAGUGCUGGUUUAUGCUGCCUUCACGUGCUAUCGGAAAUUUAAUAAUUCGUCAUUACGAGCUCAUCGCAUUCAACUUUCGAAAUAGGAGGGCGCGUUCAUGUGCAAUUUGUACCUAGGAAACUCAUAUUUACGAUAAUUCAGAGAGCACAUGAAGGCAGCAUUAGACCCUAAUCUAAAGUUGGAGCUAAUUUAGUUCCCCCAAGUCCUAACUAAAAAUGUUCCUAGUUCCUGCGGUGCGAACAUGGCAAAAUCCAGGUACUUCAGCCAAUAGUUCUAGGAACUAUGAAAAGGUUCCUCCGGUGCGAAAGCCCCAGUGCUUUACAAACACUGCUUAUUUCUACAGGAAAUAAAAUACAAUGCAAAUCCCCUAGUGUCUUACAGAAAAAAAGUUCAGAUAAUGAACAAUAACAUCAAUAUUAAUGCAGAAAUAUCACAGAAUUAUUGAUGUAAUAUAACAGCAGCUCAAAGAAUAAAAAAAAAAUGUGGCUGGGCAAAAUGUAUCUGAACAAUGCAAGCAUGCACAGUUGGAUCCGCUUAAUGAUGUAUUACCAAGUAGUUUGUAAAUAGGAUGCUACAUUUUUUAGAUAUAGACUGUAUAUCAGCUAUAAAUCAUUUUCAGCUGUCAAAAACUAUAUUGCAGGUAAUAUUGUGGUAAUUGAGAAAAGGUAUCUUACCACUGAUUUCCAAUAAUAAAUACAUGGAGCUAACUUAUCAACAAACAAAAAUGCACUGUAUGAUAUGUUAAUGUAUGCUAUAUUGCAAAAUACUCCCACAAUUCAUUUGGCCUCUUCAGUGUUAGUAUUCUGGUAAAUCUGAUGGCAUUUAUUAAAUAUCUUGAACUCCUAUGCUCACAAGAGAAUAAAAAAUAGUAACAAUAUCUUAACAGAAUAAUAUACACCCAAGUUGGGUUUAAUCUUUUACACUCUGUUAAAAGAAAAGAAAAAAAGAGUUGUGCUCUCCAUGUAAUAUCAAACAGUAGGAUGUGUUCUCUGUACAUAUGAUGUAUACUUCCUAAUGUGACGUCAUUGGUGCUAGUACACUAGUAAAUCUUGAAAAUCCAUUUCAGUCCAAGAUGAGGUCGUGUCUCGACCAUGUUUUAAUCUUGAUCAAAUGGAGAGAGUUAGAAUAGGGGUUUAAUGUGUCAUUUUUGGCCCUUUCCCAGCUAACAAAAUAUGUUCUAGGAACAAUUUGCUAACUUUCCCAUUAAGUUCUUGUUUAAAACGUCUAUUUUUUUAAUGUUUUUGUUUGUUUGUUUUUUAAAAUUCCUGGUUACACGAGCAUUAGAGAAAAUAUUGAAUGUUAACUUUAUUUGAUCAUUUUGCAAGUAUUACGUUUUGAAUGUUCUCUGAACCAUCUGAAAAAGUACUAAGUAGUAAAUAAUGUAUAAAUAGCAUUGUUUUGGUGCAAAUGUUUUCAUAAUGUUAUUAAAGACCAGAUAACUUUGUACAAACAUUCUAUUAACGUUCUUUUUGUUUAUAACUUUGAGAGAACGUUAGCCAAAGUUCUAAGAACAGUCCCUGUUAGCUGGGUUGUUUGAUUACCAUUAUAGGCUUAAUAGUUCAGCUAAUUGUAAAUGUUGUAUGUUACUCACUCACUAGACUCACAGAAUGUCAUUUUUAGUCUCUCACUAGUAUCUGCAUUCAUCAUAUAAAAUUAAGUGUUAUAACACAGUCAUAAUCCAAGGAACUAUUCUUUAUUACAGAUCUAACAAACCAAAGUAUUUUGUUUAUCCACUUUAUUAGUACUUUCAUACCUCUUUUACACAACAUCUGUAUAUUUUCUGCUCUUGUUCACUCUGUCACAUAUUGUUUAAUUGUGAUCUUAAGCAUGUUGCUGUUACUUCAGUUUCCAUUAGAUGGGGAUCAAAGAAAUUGGUGUAACAUUGUAAUAACACAUUCUCAUUGUGUUUGACGUGCAUUGAAGUGUAUUUUAGGUGCUGAAUGGUCUUAUUAAACCACUUUUAUGCACCAACAA
Molecule: messenger RNA, 5485 nt
Organism: Megalobrama amblycephala (Wuchang bream)
Lineage: Eukaryota; Metazoa; Chordata; Actinopteri; Cypriniformes; Xenocyprididae
Exons: 9
Coding region: 501-1274 (257 amino acids)
Cellular component (GO): membrane
Source: RefSeq, a predicted model, not a curated record